Pelecanus crispus (Dalmatian pelican) is the source of this 673-nucleotide messenger RNA. The record is from RefSeq and is a predicted model, not a curated record. NCBI's taxonomy places the organism in Eukaryota, Metazoa, Chordata, Aves, Pelecaniformes, Pelecanidae.
UUCCAGGUGCGGCCUCACCAGCACCGAGAUAUGUCUGCCUAUGUGAAAAAAAUUCAAUUCAAGUUGCAUGAAAGCUACGGUAAUCCUUUAAGAGUUGUCACCAAACCGCCGUAUGAAAUCACCGAAACAGGCUGGGGUGAAUUUGAAAUAAUCAUUAAGAUAUUUUUCAUUGAUCCAAAUGAAAGACCUGUAACCUUGUAUCACUUGCUGAAGCUUUUUCAGUCUGAUACCAAUGCCAUCCUGGGAAAGAAAACUGUAGUUUCUGAAUUCUAUGAUGAAAUGAUAUUUCAAGAUCCUACUGCAAUGAUGCAGCAGCUCUUAACAACGUCUCGUCAGCUAACGCUAGGUGCUUAUAAGCAUGAAACAGAAUUUGCAGAUCUCGAAGUGAAAACCAGGGAAAAGCUGGAAGCUGCCAAAAAGAAAACUAGUUUUGAAAUUGCUGAGCUUAAAGAAAGACUAAAAGCAAGUCGUGAAACCAUCAACUGUUUAAAGAAUGAAAUCAGAAAACUUGAAGAAGAUGAUCAGUCUAAAGAUAUGUGAUGAGUGUUGACUUGAUAAAGAGCCUACACUGAAAAUGGAGGAACUUCAAUCAUGGAAUUGUAUGUGUUCUCUUGAAUUCCGUAACUGAGGCUACGUGAAUUUCACUUGCAAAUGAUCGAAGUGUGUGGCAAUU